This is a messenger RNA of Emiliania huxleyi CCMP1516, 1504 nucleotides long. RefSeq lists its product as hypothetical. The coding region runs from base 93 to 1046 and encodes 317 amino acids. The record is from RefSeq and is a predicted model, not a curated record. The transcript is spliced from 12 exons. Lineage: Eukaryota; Haptophyta; Isochrysidales; Noelaerhabdaceae.
UGUGCAAGCACCCCCGGAAACACGGCGCUUCUUUCCCGCUCGGCAGAGCCUGCAGGAUACGCAACCCUGCGAACGAAAGGCGCGGGGCAGUCAUGGCUCUGAUGGCAUCGCGCUACAACGAGCAGGACAUGAGUCAGCUCGAUAAGGUCGACCCCGUCGAAGAGGCCGCCACAGUCAGCCAUGCGGUCGGCGGCGAGCAGGCCAACCUGGGCGACUCGCGCCUCUGCUGGAACAUCGGCGCGCCUCUCGCCCAACCGACGGCUGCUGCCCGCGUGGAGAGGCAGGCAGACACCCGUGUCCCACACGCGGUCGCUUGUCUGGCGCAUGCAGGCGAGCUGGAGGAGAUGAUGGAGUCGCGCGUCUACGCGCCGACCGCGGUCGUCGUCGCGGACGACUACCGCGGUGUCCUGCUCCGGAUCACAAACAUGGACUCGCACCGCGGCUGCGCCGCCGACGACUCGCUCGAGAUCUCCAACCUCAAGCCUUUCUCGCUCACCGUGUCGGUGACGCGAAACGGCGCGCCUUUCGCUUGCGUGCUGCAGCUCUGCCUCGUCACGGACGACGACCAGGCCAUCCCGCCCUUCCUCACCGAGGAGGACCGACGCUUCCCGCUCCUCCUCGGCCCUGACAAGGCUCCAACCGAGGCGCCCCCGGUCGAGGUACCGGACACGGGCGUGGCGGUCGUCAAGCUGCAGCUCGGCCUCAAGGCACUCUCCUCAAAGGUCCACGACCGCCGCUUCAAGCUGCUCGUCGCGCUCAACGUGCCGCCAGAGACGCUCAAGGAGAGCCCAAACCUGACCGUCUUCUCGCCCUGCUUCAAGGGCAUCACGCGCCUCCGCCCGACGGCGGAGGAGAAGCGGCGCAGGCCGGCGCACGCGCCCGCGUCCGAGGGGGGGCUCGAGCAGCAGCAGCAGCAGCUCUACAUGCUCGCCCGCCGGCUGCAGCAGAUCGAGGAGGACAACGCGGACCUCCGCCGGCGAGUCAUGGCGCUCGAAGGCAACGGCGUCGCGGCGGCGCGCGGCACGAAGCGGCCGGCCGAGGACUAGCGAGCCGCCCCGAGGGCGAGGCAGGUAGACGGGAGAGCUGGGCGCCGGAGGCCCGGGGGUGGCUCGUCCGCCGCGGCGCCUCGCCUGCGCGGGCCUUGCCCUCGUGCUGCCCACCGCGCUGUAGCGAGGGCGUAGUACGUACAUGUAGAUUGCGCGUUGAGCUCAGUGGUAGUCUGCGGUGAGACCGCUUGUGCACAUGCCACAUCCCUCGCCAUCCCCGGCGCGCAGGAGAUGUGAGAGGGGGGGGGCGCAGAGAGACGAGAGGGCGAGCAUGUGAGCUAAAGUACGGCUACGCGGGGGGAGCAGAGCCAGCUGUAAGCUGAGGCUGCCCACGGUGUCGGGCGGUCGCCCGGCCACACAGACUCUCGGUCGGCGUCUCCCGCGGGCCGGGGGUCCCACGCUCACGCGGUGCAGCUCAGACAGCGUUCACUCUCUCUGUUGAGACGCAAAAAAACACA